This is a messenger RNA of Equus quagga, 2585 nucleotides long. RefSeq names its product chromosome 16 C8orf88 homolog (gene C16H8orf88). Gene Ontology annotation, cellular component: cytoplasm. The transcript has 6 exons. Gene Ontology annotation, molecular function: eukaryotic initiation factor 4E binding. NCBI's taxonomy places the organism in Eukaryota, Metazoa, Chordata, Mammalia, Perissodactyla, Equidae. The coding region runs from base 155 to 508 and encodes 117 amino acids. Gene Ontology annotation, biological process: negative regulation of translational initiation. The record is from RefSeq and is a predicted model, not a curated record.
CCCCGUCACAGGCCGCGAGCUGACGCGCGGCUGGAGCCCUUCCCCGACGGGCAGCGGGGCGCUCGGCCGCCGCGUCUGGGCUGAGCGCGGCUACGCUGCUGCCCGAAAUCCUCCCAGAUCUUGAGGCGUAUGGAACCUCAAGGUCUUUGUGAUAAUGGAAACCAAAAAAUUGAUUGGUAAACCGCUUCAACCAGCAAGACCUGUUCGUCAUCUGACCUCUCCCCCUGGAGCAGUAUUCCCUUUCAACUUUCAAAAUGAAUAUCCACGUAACACUCAGUGCUUACAAAGUGGAGUUAGCAGAUGUAAGACGAAUGGAAUGCAAGCCUUUUCUCAAGGUCUUAAUGAACAACAGCAACAUCAGUCUCCAGUUAAAAAAGAGAGAAUUAAAUACAGCAGAGAUUUCCUUUUGAAGCUCUCAAGUGUUUCCAUCUGCAGAAAAAAACCAGACUUUCUGCCUGAUCAUCCCAUUGUACUUCAAAAACCAGAAAACAACCAAAAUUUUAAGUAGCAUUUUAAGAACAGAUGAAUUUGAAGAUAAAGAAUUAUUCGUUUUAUAUUUUGGACACCUACAAAUGAAGUGGAUCUAGUAACAAUAACUGUAACGAACUGUGACAAUUCAAUUUAUUUUUAAUUUUGAUGGGUAUUUGGUUUCUCCUAAAAUGAGAGAUAUUUUAAACUACAAAGAAUUUUAUAAUCAGUUUCAACUUUGCAGGCAGUUUCCUGCAUAAAUUGGGAAGUAACACUGGAAAGUAAGAAUUUGGUUAGUGAAGUGGGAAGACUGUGUAUUUAAAAUUUGCAUGCUACUUGCAAUUUUUUGUUUUUCAUCACUUGUAAUAAUGGAAUGGAAAUGUAAGCUGUAAAGAUUUUCAAAUAUAAAGUAUUUGCUACGAUGUAUAUAUGGUACAUAAUUUCUUGUUGCUUCUAAAGUUGCUUUUGUUCUAUUUCCCACUGAUUUCAUUAGCACUUGAAAGGAUCUUUAUAAUCUUUUCAGAGGCUUAGAACAAUUCAGGAUGUUCAAUGCAUAGUUCUCAAUGACAGAAGGGAGAAUAUUUUAAUAGGCAUUUCUUUUCAAAUACAUGAUUGAUCUCUAGUUUUUUGAUAAUAACAUUGUCUAAGAUUCAUUAUUACUAGCAGAGAUUGACAAUUUGGAAACAAUAGUAGUGAAUGAAACUGAAGGUGAAAAAUAGCUGCUACGUGUGUUACUAAUCAGACCACGUGAACUGUAGAAGUUGAACAACUGCAAAGUAAAACUGGUAUUUUUAUUUCCAAAAGAGGAAGAAUUUAGGCAUUUGCAAAUAAUUGAGGUGCAUUAAGUUUCAAUUCUAUAAUUUCUUAUAACAAGAACAUGGAUGGAUGAAGAAUUUUUGGGUUUAAACUUUUAGCUCCUAGAAAUUUUAUACAAUAAAUCUCCUGCACUUUGUCGCUCUGGAUGUUACUGUUAUAAAAAAAAAAAAUUCUUCCAGCACAGUGUCAAAAAAAAUUGCUGAUAUAAAAGGUAAGUGUAAACUCUCUCUACUUCUGUUCUCUCAGAUUCUCUCAGAUCUCUGGGUCUGUUGGCAAGGCAUUCAAGACCAUCAUUUGAGAGGAAGUUUAUCUUAAGCUGAAUUCUGAACUCCUAAAGCUAGCACAUUUUCCCUCACUGGUCUUUGGGCUUAUUACCCAGAUUGAAGCUUUAGUCUAUGGUAGGUUUCCCAGCUUGGUCUUUUAGUACUCUACUCUUCAUUACUUUGUUCUCAGGAAAAAUAGAUUGUUUUUUAAACAGAAAAGAAAACUUCAUUAACCAUAAAUUUAAUGGUUACUUUCAAAUGCGAUAUUUAUACUUAGGGCCCAAUUUUUUCAUUUAUUUUUUGCCCUAUUUUCCCUUUACAUUAUAAGUUGCAGUCUAUGUAUGUUUGUGAAUAUACACAUUCCCACACACAUACACAAAAAUAUAUGUAUAAUUUUAGAUCUAGGGUCAUCUCAAUAAAAAAAACGUUUUAAAGCUGGGGUCAGAAUUGCCAUAUAAUUCCUAUCCUCAAGGUCUUUUGAUUCUGGUUUAAAAAAAUGAUAGAACCUAUUCCAAUUGGGAACCUAAAGAGCCCUUCCACUUAGCACUCUUACUGAGGGCAGAACCUUUCAAAGUCAUACCACCAUGCUGCUUUGGAAAUUGCCCAGUACCUGAAAGACUUGAUGUAAUUUCUGAAUCUGAUACUUGAAAUGGACUGGCCAGAACAGUUUUGAUUGGCUAUAAUUUUUACUUUCAAAAUUAUUUAUAACCAUUUUCAAGAAGAGUUUGUAUGUCAAAAGUCCCCUAGGUUUCAAAGUCUUUUGAUCCUUUCUUACAGUAUAUAAUCAGAAUGAGACUACAAAGACUAUUUUAUUAUCUAUUUGCCUUUGUACAUAUGUAUAGCUUGUUUGAAUAAUCAUUGUAUAUCUCCAUUAAUGUUGUUCUUUGCUUUAUAUACAAAUUAAAAGAGUUGAGCCAGGUGUUGUUUCAUAGUGUUUGUCAUCUUUAGAAAUCACCAGAGACACAGAUGUGUGUGUGUAUAUAUGUGUCAAAAUUUACUAUCUAUGUCUAGUAGAAGCUAUGAAAAAAAUAAUUUUAU